Molecule: messenger RNA, 2725 nt
Organism: Manis javanica (Malayan pangolin)
Lineage: Eukaryota; Metazoa; Chordata; Mammalia; Pholidota; Manidae
Gene: CRACR2B
Product: calcium release activated channel regulator 2B
Cellular component (GO): trans-Golgi network membrane
Source: RefSeq, a predicted model, not a curated record
GAACCCAGGCUGGGGCUGGGGGAGGGCUACCCUCUGGAAAGGAUGGGGCUUUCUACCUAAGCAGGAAGGCCACACGCAGCCCCACCCAGCUGCUGCUCCCAGCCCUCCCCCACUGGGAACCCAAAGCAGGGCCGUGCCCCAAAGGGAGUCCUUGUGUGUGUGUGUGGGGGGGGGUGUUGGGGCGGCAACCUUCUGCCCCCACUCACACAUGCACAGGUAUUUAUGCUGCUGACUUAAGUACCAUUUUCGAGUGUACUACAUGUUUAUUGUCUAAAAAUGGGAAAAACCACCAUUGGGAGAGUAUAGGGAAGAAAAAGUCACCCCACUCCUAAAGAUACACGAAAACUAUUUGGGUCUAUUUCCUGCCUGGCUUUUUCCUACACACACUUCUUGGCACCUUCAAUCAGGAUCCUCAGGACGAACCCCUCCUUGUCUUGGUCCUCAGGAAGGGUACUAGGUCCCCGCUACCUCCGCACCACUGUGCGCUUUGGGAUCUGCCGGGGUCGGGGGCUUAGGCAGGGCCGGGCAGGGUGUGCAGCGACAGCCCGGCCGCCCGAGCGCCGAGAGGCGGGGACACAGCGACAGCAGCGGCGGUGGCUCCGCCCGGGGCCGGCCCACGCUGGGGUCCCGGUGCCUGCAGGGCAGCAGGAGCCGCUCCGGACCCGGGCCCCGCGCGCCGCCUUCUCCCGGGAGGAACGGCCCGGGAGCGAAGCAGGCGCGACGGCACGGCGGCCAGGUAGGCGCCUCUCAGGUCCUUCCGCCCCUCCCGGCCGCUGCAGGGCGCACCUACCGCUGCGCGUCGCAGGCGGGAACGCCGGUGGCCCUGGGCGCGCUUAGAGGCGGCGGCCCGCGGCCCUGUCUCCCGCUUCCCGCCGCCCGCUCCCCGGCGGCCGCGGCGUAGCUUCCGGCUGGGCUGACGUCUGAUCCCGCGGAGUCGCGGGCCGUCGGGGGGCGGCACACCCGCCGGGUGAAGUGACCGCGUGAGGAUGACUCUGGCCCCGGUUCCCCUUCUUGGAGGUCGCGCCCUGCCCCCUCAGGUGCGCGGGUGGGAAGAGAGAAUCGCUGGUGGACUGGGGGAGAGUCCCAGGCCUGCAACCGGCGAUUCCAAGACCCGUCCCCAACUCCAGGACCUGUCCAGCUCUUCCAGCGCUGACAACUCCCUCCCCCAAGCUGCCCCUCCUCAGCUUCCACGAUCCUCCACUCCAUUGGCCAUCACACACUCUUCCAUAGCUGCUGCCUCCCAGAUGCAUCCAGCGGCCCAGAAUUCCACUGCCAUGGCCAGCCCUGGGAAGCCUGGGGCUGGGGAAGCCCAGGAGGAGGAGAGGGUGGAAGAGGGGGGAUCCGUGGGCCCGCGGGAGGCAGUGCUGGAGCAGGCCCGGGAACUGUUUCUGCUGUGUGACAAGGAGGCCAAGGGCUUCAUCACCCGGGCCGACCUGCAGGGUCUGCAGAGCGACUUGGCCCUCACACCUGAACAGCUAGAGGCCGUGUUUGAAAGUCUGGACCAGGCCCACACAGGCUUCCUCACCGCUUGGGAGUUCUGUCUCGGCUUGGGGAAGUUUGUCGGGGUGGAAUCAGCCCAGGGCUCACUGCCUUCCCGGGCUCCCGAGGAAACCUUUGAGUCUGGCUGGUCCACUGUGCAAGGCCCGCCAGGCUCCCUGGAGGAGGAGGAGGAAGAGGAGGAGGGGUUCUGCACCGCGCUGGAGCAGCUCGGGGUGGCCCCGGUGCUGGCCGAGCAGCCCGCGGUGCGGAAGCUCUGGACCCGGCUGCAGCGCGAGCGACCCGAGCUACUGGGCUCCUUCGAGGACGUUCUGAUGCGGGCGUCGGCCUGCCUGGAGGAGGCGGCCCGAGAGCGGGUCGGCCUUGAGCAGGCGCUGCGGCGGCGGGACUGCGAGCACGACAGGGAAGUGCGGACUUUGUACGAGGAGAUGGAGCAGCAGCUUCGCGAGCAGCGCCUGCGCCUGCGGAGUCAGGACCUCCCCCGGGAGGAGCGGAGAGGCCGCCUGGAGCGGGAGCUGCAGAGCCGCCAGCAAGAGCUGGAGCGUGCAGGCCUGCGGCAGCGGGAGUUGGAACAGCAGCUGCAGGCCCGCGCCGCUGAGCAACUGGAGGCGCAGGCGCAGAACGCCCAGCUGUGGCUGGCCAAUGAGGCCCUGCGGACGCAGCUGGAAAACGCGCAGGAGCAGCUCCGCAGACUGGAGGAAGACGUGCAGGGCCGGCAGAAGCAAACCCAACGAGACGUGGUUGCGGUAUCGAGGAACAUGCAGAAGGAGAAGCGCAGUCUCCUGCGGCAGCUGGAGCUCCUCAGGGAGCUGAACAUGCGGCUACGAGACGACAGGGAUGUCUGUGAGGCCAAGCGACUGGGCAGUGACCACAGGAAGGCUCUGGCUACGGUCUGCCCACGGGGGCCAGCCUGCUGCUGCUGGGUUCACCCCCCUCAGACUCAGCUCUGGCCACCUCACCAGUGCCCGAUGACCAGCCCCGAGUGACUCACUGGGCGUCAGGUGGAGAAAUGUCUGGUGAAGUCCACUCGUCAUGGCUGGGUGCUGCCCACCCAGGAUGUGGGCCCUACCCAGUGGACUGCCUGGCCUGCUUGCCCGCAGUCAUGAAAGAACUAACCCUGUGUGUUCUUAUAUGCCCCUGCAGGUCCCCAUCCUCUCCCCAUUCCAUCAAACCCUUCUCUGCCCAGCAGAAAGCCUUCCUCCAAAUAAAGUCCAUUGAUACAUUGUGA